Polistes canadensis is the source of this 777-nucleotide messenger RNA. It is a transcript of the gene Ubc10, whose product is annotated as ubiquitin-conjugating enzyme E2 L3. Bases 81 to 557 code for a protein of 158 amino acids. NCBI's taxonomy places the organism in Eukaryota, Metazoa, Arthropoda, Insecta, Hymenoptera, Vespidae. The transcript has 4 exons. The record is from RefSeq and is a predicted model, not a curated record.
AUAAGGUUCUAACUAUAGGCAGCACUGGUCACUGGUUAACUUGACGAUUUUUACUGCCUUCAGAAGACUCUAUUUUCAAAAUGGCAGCUAUAAAAAGAUUGCAAAAGGAAUUAGGCGAUCUGAGAGCCUCUGCAAUGAAAAAUUUUACAAUUCAAGUAGAUGAAUCAAAUAUUCUUACUUGGCAAGGACUUAUAUUGCCGGACAAUGCUCCUUAUAAUAAGGGAGCAUUUCGCAUCGAAAUAAAUUUUCCUGCAGAGUAUCCUUUUAAGCCACCAAGGAUAAAUUUUAAAACAAAAAUUUAUCAUCCAAAUGUGGAUGAAAAAGGACAAGUAUGUUUACCGAUUAUAAGCGCUGAAAAUUGGAAGCCAGCAACAAAAACAGAUCAGGUGAUACAAGCUUUAAUAGCUUUAGUAAAUGAUCCAGAACCAGAACAUCCGUUAAGAGCAGAUUUAGCCGAAGAAUUUCUUAAAGAUAGAAAGAAAUUUCUAAAAAAUGCAGAAGAUUUUACAAAAAAACAUGCAGAAAAAAGGCGAGAAUCAUCAUCCUCAAAUGAAUAAUCCCAAAUGGUAGGCCUUUCUCACCACGAUGCCUGCCACCUCAGUUAAUUCAUUGCGAGUCGAUUUAUGCCGGUCUGUCAUAUGUGGAAUCGAGAAUGCCCGUGUACAGUAUUGGUUGAUAAGGAGGAUAUGAAUAUAUGCAAUUGUAAUGUUUAAUAAGGUGGAAAGAACUUUUCAGAGUAAAGUAAAUUAUAAUAAAAUAACUGUAUGAUAUUGUAAA